This is a messenger RNA of Osmia bicornis bicornis, 681 nucleotides long. Its product is annotated as secreted RxLR effector protein 161-like. The transcript has a single exon. NCBI's taxonomy places the organism in Eukaryota, Metazoa, Arthropoda, Insecta, Hymenoptera, Megachilidae. The record is from RefSeq and is a predicted model, not a curated record. Bases 1 to 681 code for a protein of 226 amino acids.
AUGCCGGAAAACACAAAAUAUCAGCAACUAAUUGGAGCGCUAUUAUACCUAACAGUAAAUACAAGGCCGGAUAUAGCAGAAAGUGUUGGAAUUUUAAGUCAACACAACAAACAACCUACAACAGCUGAUUGGACAGAGGCAAAAAGAGUAGCACGCUACUUAAAGGGAACAAUGAGCCACGAAUUAAAACUUGGCCAACGAAAUGCAAAGAAAGAGUUAAUUGGCUUCGCGGAUGCUGAUUGGGCUCAAGAUACAAUUGACAGGAAGUCACACAGCGGAUACUUAUUCCAAUUUUGCGGAGCAUCGUUGAGCUGGGGUUGUAGGAAACAGACGAAUGUCACACUGUCUUCAACCGAGGCAGAGUAUGUAGCUCUCGCCGAAGCAACGCAGGAAGGACUAUGGAUACAUCGUCUACUGAAAGAUUUUGCAGAGGAAACUCAAGAAAAGAUAAUCAUCUAUGAAGACAAUCAGAGCUGUCUCAACCUCGUGUACAACAAUAAAUUCAGCAACAGGACAAAACAUAUUGAUACCAAGUUUCAUUUUAUGAAGGAUUUAAAGGAACAAGGAAUCGUAGACUAUAGAUAUUGCCCUACGGACCAAAUGCCUGCCGACAUGCUAACAAAGCCACUGGGAAGAGUAAAGUUAAAAUAUAUGUCUGAAAAAUGCGGAUUAACGGGUUAG